Molecule: messenger RNA, 453 nt
Organism: Columba livia (rock pigeon)
Lineage: Eukaryota; Metazoa; Chordata; Aves; Columbiformes; Columbidae
Gene: EIF1AD
Product: eukaryotic translation initiation factor 1A domain containing
Exons: 3
Coding region: 80-436 (118 amino acids)
Biological process (GO): translational initiation
Cellular component (GO): nucleus
Molecular function (GO): RNA binding; translation initiation factor activity
Source: RefSeq, a predicted model, not a curated record
UCCCCGCACACCCCACCCCUUUCCCACCGCCUUUCCUCCGGAAGUGACGUAACCCGGAAGUACCGGAGCGAGCCCCGCGAUGUCGCGCGCCACCAAGCGGAAGCACGUGGUGCGCGAGCUGCUGGAGGAGCGCGUGCGGCCCGCGGACAGACAGACCAUCGUCAGGGUUUUGGGGACCCCUGGGAACAACCUGCACGAGGUGGAGACGCCGGAGGGGACGCGGUUCCUGGUCAGCAUGCCCCCCCGCUUCCGGAAACACGUCUGGAUCAAGAGAGGUGACGGUGACAACGACACCCCCGUGUCCCCACGUCACCCCCCCUUGUCCCCCCGUCCCCUGCCCCCCCCCAUUCAGAACGGGUCUGGAUCAAUGGAGGUGACAGUGACAAUGACAAUGACCCCGUGUCACCCACCUUGUCACCCCUGUCCGCUCCAGUGACCCCUGGGACCCCCUGA